UGGCGAUGCCAUGGAUUAUGACGAAGCUGCUUUUGAUAAGGGCGGUGUGGCUGGUGGUGGCUACCUGCUUGGUCUAAUCGCAUUUGCACGUAAAUUUGCGCGUAUCAUAAUUACAAUUUCGAUGCUCUUCUGUAUUAUAUUCAUCUCGUUCUAUUGCUGCUCCGAGUCGAGGACAACAAUUACCGCUUUAGCGCCACCAAUGACACCUCCAGCAACAACCAUUGCGGUACAUAUGAGAACACAUGCGCCGCAAGCACACAGAAGUUGGCCAACAAAUUGAUGUAAUAAUGAAACGAGCUCACAACCAUUUUGAAUAUAUAUUUCUAUAUAAUGCACUAACUUAAAUAAUUAACGGGACAAUAUAAAAAUGUCUAUGUAUGUUAGGUGUGGUACGUGGAAAGAUUUUAUAAAUGCCGUCAAAAUGUGUGCAAAACUGACAUACAUACGUAUGUAAACAUUACAUACAUAUAUAUGUAUUUAGUAUUGUGCUACAAACACAAAAGUCAUCGAGGGGUAGGUCUUUUGCAUUUCAAUAUAAAGUGGAGCGAAAUCAUGCACAAAUAUUUUAAAUUAAAUAAUAAUAUUAAAAUUUGUAAAAUUCUUUAGAUUAUUUUAUGUCGCCAGACGAUAGACGAUGUAUAACUUAGUUUCAUGUUUAAGGUGUACUAACAUGCGUUCACCCUUCCAAACAACGCAAAGGAUUGCUAUUUAAAUCUAAUUAUAGAAAAUCCAAAAUACCGGUAGCUAAUUUUAUAUACACACGUUCAUAUAUAUAAUAUAUACACAUACUAACUGCUGGAAUUACUCAUAUUAUUGACUAUUUAAUAACUAUACAAAACGUUGUACAUACAAAAUGCCAAUAUAUACAAAAUUUUAUAAAUACAUACAUACAUAUAAAUGAA
Messenger RNA from Bactrocera latifrons, 902 nucleotides. RefSeq lists its product as uncharacterized. The coding region runs from base 11 to 280 and encodes 89 amino acids. The transcript has a single exon. NCBI's taxonomy places the organism in Eukaryota, Metazoa, Arthropoda, Insecta, Diptera, Tephritidae. The record is from RefSeq and is a predicted model, not a curated record.